AUGGCUGCAAACGAGACUGGCAAACCGCAGGACCUGUUCGUCGAGGAUGUCCCGACCGAGGCGGAGCGCAAGCUCGAUCGCGAGACUCUUCGUCGACUUGAUCUGGUUCUGAUGCCAAUGACGCUGAUUCUGUAUCUCCUCGCUUGGCUGGAUCGAGCGAAUGUUGGGAAUGCACGCGUGGCUGGUCUGGACAGAGAUCUCAAUCUCAGUGACCAUCAAUACAAGAUUGCCAUCACCGUCACUUACAUCCCCUACAUCGCUGCCGAGCUCCCGUCCAACCUCGUCCUCAAGAAGAUCGGCCCCCGAAUCCUCCUCCCCACCCUGUGCACCGCAUGGGGUCUCGUCACAAUCCUGCAAUGCGAAGCCCGCAAUUUUUCCGGCUUCGUGGCAUGCCGAUUCUUCCUCGGCCUUUGCGAAGGUGGCCUCUUUCCAGGAAUCGUCCUCUACCUCUCCGGCUUCUACCGGCGACAUGAACUCCAGGUCCGCAUCGCCCUGUUCUUCUCCGCGGCCUCGCUGAGCGGCGCCUUCUCCGGCCUUCUCGCCGCCGCAAUCCAGCAAAUGGACGGCAUUCGCGGGCUACGAGGCUGGCAAUGGAUCUUCAUUCUCGAGGGCCUCUUCACCGUCUGCUUUGGGCUGUUCUCCUACGCGAUGCUCCCCAACACACCCACCGACGUCCUCACCUUCAAACCACAACACAAAACUCACUGUCUGCACCGCCUCCAACUCGACUCAAACCUCCUCACCGAAGAACCCAUCACCAUAGCAAAAGUCCUCUCAAUCUUUAAAGACCUCCACGUCCUCCUCGUCUCGGCAAUCCUCUUCUGCAGCGGAACCUGCCUCUUCGGCCUCGCCUACUUCUCCCCUUCCAUCGUCAAAGCAAUGGGCUACGGCAACACGCGUACACAACUCAUGACCGUCCCUCCCUACGCCGUGGCGUUUGUCGUAACAAUGGUCACCGCAUACAUCGCCGACCGCUACCGCCAACGCGGAAUCUGCGCCUUCGCCACAACAUCCAUCGCCCUCAUUGGCGCCGCAAUGAUGCUCAACGGCCGCACCAUCGCAGUCCGCUACACUGCGCUAAUUCUCCUAGUCACAGGCAUCUACGCCGCAGCCCCCUGUCUCAUUUCGUGGGUCCCCAACAACUCCGCGGGGCACGUCCGUCGCGCAACCGCCGUGGCAUUGGGGUUUACCUGUACGAGCUCCGGUGGUGUGAUGAGCACGUGGAUCUACCCGAAGAGCUCGGCACCGUAUUAUAACGUCGGCGCGAGGUUUAACCUGGCUCUUACGGUGAUUCCGCUUGUUGGGCUUGUUGUGCAGGUUGGGUUGUUGAGGCAUUUGAAUGCCAGGAAGGAGAGCUGCCGCGAGGAGAUUCUGAGGGGGUUGGAAGGGCUUACUCCUGAGGAGCAGAUGGGUGUGCUUGGGGAUCGGCAUCCGGACUACAAGUAUACUUAUUGA
Molecule: messenger RNA, 1455 nt
Organism: Aspergillus calidoustus
Lineage: Eukaryota; Fungi; Ascomycota; Eurotiomycetes; Eurotiales; Aspergillaceae
Source: the annotation of a GenBank genome assembly